Molecule: messenger RNA, 4756 nt
Organism: Syngnathoides biaculeatus (alligator pipefish)
Lineage: Eukaryota; Metazoa; Chordata; Actinopteri; Syngnathiformes; Syngnathidae
Gene: lepr
Product: leptin receptor
Exons: 17
Coding region: 513-3308 (931 amino acids)
Biological process (GO): cytokine-mediated signaling pathway; immunoglobulin mediated immune response
Cellular component (GO): external side of plasma membrane
Molecular function (GO): cytokine receptor activity; protein binding
Source: RefSeq, a predicted model, not a curated record
UGACCCUACUAUAGGAUUUUAUUUUACAGAACAUGAUCCUGGUGUUUUAUAAGGGAUUUAACAGGAAUUAUAGUGACAUGGAUGAUUGAGAAAUUAUCAAAAUAUGUACUGUUGGUUAACAUCAAAAGCUUUUUUAAAUGUUAUAUAGAUAAUAAAGUUAUCCAACUGUAAAACACACCCAUAAAGUUAUAUGUCCCGACAAAUGUGUGCCUCAAGAAAUUCCGAUUAAGAGUUUUAAGAUUUCCUAGGAUACGUGAAUGGAUCCGCGUAGGUUCCACCCACAUGUAGUGACGUCACUACCCCGGUCUCCUGGAGCUGGGCUGCUUGUGAGCGCUCACUUGUGGUUUUAGUCCAGUCGGGCUUCGGGCGCCUUGCAAGCUCCGAAAGUUUUUCCACAUUUUUUUUUAGUGAGGAUUUCAAACUCGGGGGGACAGAACUGAAGCAGAUCCGGCGUAGCCCAGUAAAAGCGCAGACAAGUCCAGCAAAGCCAUGCCCACUGAUUGAAUGCAACAAUGUGUCAAUUUGCGAUAUUGUCCGUCCUCGCCCACAUUUUGCUGCUAUCCAGUGGAACAUUGUGCUUGAAGCCCGAGGAGGGAGCGGGACUCCUUUCAGGUGCAGGAGACUUGCCGUGGCAGGACCAACUGUGCUAUGACUCACCCUCAGCGCAGGAAAGGAAGGGCGGCGCCACGCCUCCACCUGAGAGAAACCGUUCUACAAGCAACCUCCCCCAACAUCCUCGCUGCUACUUCCGGAGCGUUUCACUUGGAUCAAGUCCUAAUCAGGCCUCCGGUAGCACCUGUUUGAACAUGCUGUGCAAGGUUGAUGACAACUGGGAAAAUUUGUCAUGUGAUUUGGGGGUUCCCAAACUUCCUUCAGGCCGGUUGAACUCUGCCUUUGUGACAGUUAGCCUACAGCGCUUGAUGCCCCUCCAAAAUAAUAAAAAAAUUAACCACACCAGCAUGGAAUCUUCUGGAAGCCUUGUUUGUGAAACAUUGGAUUCUUGCAUGCGCUCAAUUCCCAUUGGCCCGGCGAAUUUUGUUGCCAUUGUAAAAGUCAACAUUUCUGACUGUGAAGCCGGACCAGUUCUGCUCAACGUACCAGCUCGACCUGUGAAACCCAGGAGUCCUCUGAACCUGUCACAUUUCCAGACUAUCAAGCCAGAACUGAUUCUACAGUGGAACGAGCCAAAAGACUAUACUUCCGGCGCAUUAAGAUAUGAGGUCCGAUACUCAAAUGACAUCCAUCCUUCCUGGCAGGUGGUGUCCACAGGAUUGGAUCGGCGUUUGAUUCUGGACCUGAGGCCUGAAGUCAACUACACUGUGCAGGUUCGCUGCUCUGGCCUGCAUGAACCUCCAUUGUGGAGCAACUGGAGUCAACCCUAUCACAUCUACCUCAGCAUGGUGAGCUACAUCCCUGAAGAGGUUUUGGCCCAGCCGGGGGAGAACGUAAGCGUAUAUUGCGUGUUCAAUGACCACAGCAUCGAUGCCAACUCUGCUGUCUGGGUGCUGAACUUCCAACAGCGUCUCCCUCCCAGCCAGUAUCACUCAGUCAAUCAGAGGGUCAGCCACAUCACAGUACAGCCAUCGGACUCUGGGAUGUAUGACCUGCUGCAGUGUCGGGCUCCAAAAUUAUGGAAUAUCUCUUACAGCACCAUCUAUAUAGAAGAAGCGUCUGUUGACAUCGCAUGUAAAACCAGUGGCGAUAUCGACGCUCUCAAGUGCCGCUGGUGGAAAAACACACCGUGGUUCAACCAACCCCAAAAACCAACAUUCCACUUCUUAUGGGCCGAUCUGCCCUGCGAGGAGAUGGAGGAAAGAGAGAAAAAGGGCGAGAAAGUCGGAGAGAUGGGGCCUAAAUGCGUGCCGGUUCUCGAAUCUGAAGAACAAGUCUGCACCAUCAAGCCUAUUCGGAUGAACUGCUACAAACUGUGGCUGGAGGGGCUGUCCCAUCGGGGGCCUUUCAGAUCCAAACCCGUCUACGUGUCACCUAUAGAUCACGUGAAGCCCCACCCACCAACCAACGUGACUGCAGCGAAUCUGAUCGGUGGGGUCCUGAGAAUCACGUGGGAGCCUCCAUCUUUUCCUGUGCAGGGAGUCCAGUGUCAGUUGCGUCUCGGCUCUCCUACCAGCAGAGCUCAGCCAGAAUGGAAGAUCUAUAAUCCGGUGUCGGUACCGUGGGUGGAGGUUCCAAUUCCGGACACGAUUCAGGUUUACAGGGUUCAGGUGAGGUGCGUUCCCACCAACCUCACUGGCUACUGGAGCGACUGGAGUGUCUUGAAGUACUCUGUACCCCAGAACAGGGGAGCCACCACAGGAGACCCGACAGCCUACACGACGAUGCUGGUCAUCAUCCUCCUGUCCAUCGUCCUCUUUAUCACCGUGGUCCUCUCCCAGAACCAGAUGAAAAGGUUUGUGUGGAAGGACGUGCCCAACCCAAAGAAAUGUUCCUGGGCAAAAGGACUCAACUUUAAGAAGGCUGACGCCUUCCAGGAGCUCUUCCAGGCCUCCGAUGUACUCCCAGCGUGGCCCCUGCUGCUCCCCUCUGAGAACAUUUCCAAAGUGGUCAUCAUGGAAAAGGCCAACCUCUCAGUUCUCGGCACGGCCUUGGUCCGAAGUCCACUUAUGUCCCCGACUCCUGACAUUGUGUCCCUUCCUGCAUUUCUUGAGGGUAACCAAAAUAUGUUAGUGGGCGGCGAGGCUCUCUUGGGUGACAUUCCCCCAUCGGUCCUAGAUUUGGAUAUUUUAACCGCUCCCAGACCGCGGCUGGACGAGCUGCAGCUCGUCGACGCCUCGCCCAGUAUCAUGGAGAAUUCGGCUCAAUCUUCGGUCACGUACGCCACGGUGCUGCUCUCGGACCCGAAGCAGCAGCAACAGUCUGUUCAUCUCCACGCCCGGGAUGGCAGCGGCAGCAGCUCCAGUGACGAGGGCAAUUUCUCCGCCAACUACUCUGAUAUUUCUGGAUCCUUCCCCGGUGGCCUGUGGGAGCUGGAGAGCUGCCACGGCGGAGAGACGGGGGACCCCCGUCGAUCCUGCUCCUACAACUCGGUGGAGGAACUUUCAGAAACGUCAGAUCAAGAAGAUGCGGCAGGGGAGAAGGACUUGUACUAUCUCGGCGUGGACUAUCAAGGCGAGGAUGAGGCCCAGCGCAAAGAAGAACGGCUUAAAAGUGUCAUUUUGAACAGAGACGAUUGCUCAGCGGAUUCGCACCUUCCGCCCACUGAGCUUCUUCCUGCGUCAACUUGCGUGUUAUCGCCACUCUACAUGCCGCAGUUCAGGACUGCUCCAUACACCAGGCAACUGCCGGAUUGAAAGCCUCACGUGAUGAGCGAGCACAGAUGUGUUCCGCGUUCAAUUUCCCGUGUUGCGUGCUGCAUCAUCACGAAAGACUUUCAAAAUGGAAGUCAGUUCAUCCAGAGUUAAAUUUACACAGAAUGUCCAACAGCGUCAAAAAGCUUCAAAUGGUGUGUGUGUGUGACACCAGAGUGACGUUCAUCAAUGCUGCUAUUUCUUUGUUCAAUGUGGGGUGAUGACCCCCCGCAGUGGGCAUGUACUUCAUUGUGAUUGGGCCUAUAGAGCCGAGUUCCAAGUUUCGGCCAGACCAAACUACUUCUCUCGCAGUCACGUUACAAUGGAUACAGAUGAGGAUAUUCAAGCUCAGGUAAUGUUCUGAAUAAAACAUGAGUGAGGUUCAAGAGAAUAUGCGGGGCGAAAACAAUGCUGUCAAUUCAUAAAUUGCUGUGGUGACAACUCAUGUCUGACAGCUCGUACGUGACAGAUGUCAUCGUACGAUGCCUUCUCAUGUAAAUAUAACAUGCAUAUAAAGUACACAGAUUGAAAGAAGAACUCUGCAGAAACAUCUGGAAACAUCUGCCUUUGUUCAUAUUAACAGAUCGUAACGUUGUUCUGAUUGUCCAGUGAGUCUAAAUCCGAAAACAGAAAAUGAACAUACUGAAAUCUGAUGUUGCAUAUUUAUAUUAUAUUGUCUAUUUUUCAUGGUGGAUAUAAAUUAUUUGUUAUUAGAAUUUUGCGUGUCUUUCAUUAAUUUUGACUUAUAGAGGAAAUUCAGUGGUUUGCAUGAAAUUUGUAUCCAAUAGGUCAUGUAAUAUGUACUCUAGUUUGACAAUGUGGUGUUAAAUCCUCUCUCAUUUAAUAGUGUUUUGAGAAAAUUUUUAUGGACAAUUCCGAAUUUUCAGGGGCACUGCCAUUUUCCCGAGUCCCGAGUGACCUACGUGGGCGGAUGUGACGCGUUACGUGCCGUUCCAAACGAUCGAUUACAUGGGACACCAUUCAUGCCCAGCGCUGAUUUCUCAGAUUUAUCCUCAUCUGAUGGAUGUCAUGUCUGCAGAUGAUCGGGAAAACGGAGGAAUACUUCCAUACAGAUUUGAAGCUGUGGCUGUAAAUAAUAUUUAAUGUUCGGAUGGUUCUUCGGACGGAAUGACGUGAAGUCUGACUACUCAGAGGCAUACACACGACAUAAGUGCAUAAACAAUGGCCCCCGGAGCUCUGGGCCGACAGCCACGGCUGGUUCUUCGGACGGGAAUGACGCGGAGUCUAACGAGUGAUCUGCGGCGUCUGAGGAGGCCGUGAGCCGGACUUCAGCGGCUGGGGAGGCUGUUAGCUCGCUCCCUGAAGCUCGGCUAACGGCCUCACUGACCGCCGAAGAUCGGCUAACGGUCCGCCGCUGGAGCUUGCUUGUCAGACUCUGAUGCUGCUAUUUCUUCAUCAGAUGAGGAUAAAUCCGAGAAAUCAGCGCUGGG